AUGGAGCCCCCAAGAGCACGGGGAACAGGCCGCUCCGGCCCGCGCAGACGAACAGGCUGCUUGACCUGCAGAUCGCGAAAGGUUCGAUGCGACGAGGCGAAACCACACUGCGCCAAUUGUACUCGACUCCGGCUGGGAUGUAUCUACGACCAAUUCUUUUUCGGGAGGGUCAUGCCGCGACGGCGGAGUAGGACUGCCACUGUUUCGGAGAGCGAUAGCUCAGGGACUCCGGGCCCACCGCUAGUACCGGCAGCAGAGGCACCAGCGACGGUGUCAGUCGAAGAGACGUCGACAAUCGGGACUCCGGGACGUGCGAAUGUUAAUUUCUUGGACACAGUGCUACGAGCGGACGAGCAGCGACAGCGGGAAUUCGGGACAGGCGAUAAUGCUGGAGGGUCGGGUCUGACAGGACCAUUUGAUAUGCUUGGUUUCAUUGGGGAGAUAACAUCUGAGUUGGGACAAAAGCAGUUGAAUAUCCUUAAUGGGGUUUCGGAUUUUGUCAGUCCGACGUUGGCCAGUUCUGGCGAGCAGCAGACAUCGAUAAAUGAUGGGUUCCCGACAGAACCCAUAGACGGAAUUCAUGCAGAGACACCCGAGGUGUCAGUUUCAGAGGACGGGACUCAAGCGACAUACGAGGAACAAUUGCUAAUGUACUUUCUGGAAAUCGAGUCGCUUCCAACGAUCUUUGGACCGGUCAAUAUGGAAUGGAAGUACGCGCGUCCAGCUCUGCUAUCGCAGUCGCUAGACUCUUAUCCGCUGUUGAAUGCCGUAUAUUGCUAUGCGGAUGUGCACAAGGCGAUCAUGGAGGGGAAACGAUGGAAAUUGGCACCGACGUAUCAUCGGCGAGCCAGCCUGGGCAUCCAAGAAUGUAUCCUGGGAGACGUGGACGAGUCAAUACUGAAGAGGGUAUUUGCGGCAGUGUUUCUGCUCAUGCUGUCUGAGCUGCUCUCUUCCCCCGAUUUGUGCCGUCCCGGGACCUCGUUUCUGCACUCUGCAUAUCUACUGCUCCAACGAUUCCGCAAUCGAACAAAGCCAUGGACCGGACUGGCGCACCUGACAGUGUCGUGGGUUUCCUUGCUGGAUGUCAAGGCAUUAAUCGCAGGCCGCGAUGGCGAUCCUCUUAUCGAAUUGGGCCAACUUUCGGAGCCUAAUCUGAGUUGGCAUGCGGAUAAUAGCAGCAUGCAUUCUGCACGAGCAAAGGAACCCAACGGUGACAAAGAUCUACUUUCGAGGCCGGGCUAUCUCAUUUAUGAUGCUAUCGCGGGACCCGUAUUCCGAUUCUACAUCCAAGCGCAGCAAGUCAUCCGGCGCAUAAUCUACAUCGAUCUUCACCACCGUAGCCGCGGGACACUCUCUGACGAAUUCGAAGUCUUGCAGAUUGCACACAAGGUCGGCGCAGACCUCGAAACGCUCUGGAACCGUCGGCCGCGGGUGCUGGACAUAUAUGACAAACCGGAAGAACUGUUUGACACACUGAGCCCGCCUGUUGCCAUCGAGAUCUGUCGUACAUUCAGACAGUACGUAGCCAACUUCCUUGCCAGUUUCAUCUACCUGCAUCGAGUUGCGUUUGCUAUCUACCCCCGGACAGACCGAGUGCAUGGUGCAGUGGACCAGAUCAUCCAGCUAGCAAGAGUUGAGACUGCUCAGCAAGAGCAGGGAAACUUGGUGCCAAUGAGCUUCAUCUGGCCAUUAUUUGUGGCCGGCUUGGAAGGGUCGUUAGAGCAGCGAAGGUGGAUUGUACAGGAGAUGCGACGGAUGGCUGAAAACGCGGCUGCACCGCAGCAGAGACAUCCCAACGCGACGCAGGCGCUGAUGCUGCUAGCAGAGAUGACACGGCGGCAGGAUGAGUCUCGGACGGGCGCGGACUCGCGAUGCGUAAGACGGGAAUUGUUUGCUGAUUCUUUCGUAAUGAUAUGA
Messenger RNA from Aspergillus chevalieri, 1917 nucleotides. Its product is annotated as Zn(II)2Cys6 transcription factor. NCBI's taxonomy places the organism in Eukaryota, Fungi, Ascomycota, Eurotiomycetes, Eurotiales, Aspergillaceae. Gene Ontology annotation, biological process: regulation of DNA-templated transcription. Bases 1 to 1917 code for a protein of 638 amino acids. The record is from RefSeq and is a predicted model, not a curated record. Gene Ontology annotation, molecular function: zinc ion binding; DNA-binding transcription factor activity, RNA polymerase II-specific. The transcript has 3 exons.